Molecule: messenger RNA, 1231 nt
Organism: Eucalyptus grandis
Lineage: Eukaryota; Viridiplantae; Streptophyta; Magnoliopsida; Myrtales; Myrtaceae
Product: GDSL esterase/lipase At5g45920
Exons: 6
Coding region: 312-1034 (240 amino acids)
Molecular function (GO): hydrolase activity, acting on ester bonds
Source: RefSeq, a predicted model, not a curated record
CCAUUGGCCCAUUCUCAGUCUCACCGAGCCUUCCACAUUCAAACCCUCCCUCCCUCUCUCUCUCUCUCUCUCUGGGUCUCUACUGCUAGUAGUAAUUGCCAGCCCUCUGGCGUGCAAUUAAUAACGAGGUGCGAGGCUUUCAUUGAUGCCAAGCUAAAAAGGGGUUGCUUUUCACAAUCGUCAGGAUCCGAUUGGGAUCGAUUCUGCAGGCUUCUCAGCGUUGCUGCUUAGUGAAAUAAAUUGUAGUAACUCCUCAUCUGAUAGCCGACCCAGUCCACUUCCGGCAGCAAAGGAGGAAGAAGGAAGGGAAGAUGAGACCCAAGAUUUACAUCUUCGGCGACUCCAUCACCGAAGAGUCCUUCGGUGACGGUGGUUGGGGCGCUUCGCUCGCCCACCAUUUUUCUCGGACGGUGGACGUGGUGCUGAGAGGGUACAGUGGCUACAACACGAGGUGGGCUCUGAAGGUGUUGGACAAGGCUUUCCCGGCGGCAGGCGGUGGCGGCGACGACGACGCGCCGCUCGCAAUCACCGUCUUCUUUGGCGCGAACGACGCUUGCCUCCCAGAUCGGUGCUCCGCCUUCCAACACGUGCCCCUCCAUGAAUACAGGCAUAAUCUCCAUUCCAUCAUCUCCAUUUUCAAGAAGCGAUGGCCCGAGACUCAGAUUCUUCUCAUCUCUCCCCCUCCGAUUGAUGAAGAUGCUCGCCUCAAAUUUCCUUACGUUGAGAAUACGAUGGGCAUGCCUGAGAGGACUAAUGAAGCUGCCGGUGCGUAUGCUAAAGCUUGUGUUUCCGUCGCAGCAGAAUGUGGGAUUCCAGUUAUCGACCUCUGGACCAAAAUGCAACAGUACGCAGGUUGGAAAAAGGCCUGUCUAAGUGAUGGUCUACAUCUAGCACAGACUGGGAACAAGAUCGUGUUUGAGGAAGUGAUCACGAAGCUGAGGGAUGUGGGCUUGAGCUUGGAAAGCUUGCCAAUUGAUCUCCCCUUGAUUAGUGAUAUUGAUCCAAGCAAUCCCCUCAAAUCUUUUGAAAACUGAAAGACUUUUGUUAUAGCUUGGGUCAAUUUGCUCAUCUGUAUUAGGGUUUAGAUAAUACUAUACACUACCUUCAUGCUCCAUCAUGGUCUAGCCUUUUGUAGAAGACAGUUAUUUUGGUCAACUCUGAUGCCUAUUUUCCGAAUGUUUAGGACGUAAGUACUCGUGCAUCAAUAAAUGUGGAUUAUUGUGCUUCUGUA